This is a messenger RNA of Lactuca sativa (garden lettuce), 393 nucleotides long. The record is from RefSeq and is a predicted model, not a curated record. Lineage: Eukaryota; Viridiplantae; Streptophyta; Magnoliopsida; Asterales; Asteraceae.
AUGGUUGAGAGACCCUUGCUUACUCCAGAUAUUGAGGGCGAAUCCGUAGAUCAAGCUCACUACACAUUAAUGAUCGGUUUGUUGAUGUAUAUAUCUGCAAGUCGUCUAGACAUCAUGUUUGCAGUUUGUCAAUGCGCAUGCUAUGAAGCUAAUCCUAAACUUUCACAUCUUAUUGUUGUCAAAAGAAUCUUUUGGUAUCUUAAAGGCAGCCCAAAUUUGGGUCUUUGGUAUCUGAAAAAUUCUGAAUUUCAUUUAAAUGCAUUUGUUGAUAGAAAUUAUGGAGGCUGUGAGCUUGACAGGAAGUCUACAUCAGGAGGAUCUCAAUGCCUUGGUGACCGGCUGGUGUCUUGGCAGUGCAAGAAACAGCACACCGUCUCAACCUCAACAACAUAA